UGUAAUUUAAAAUUUUUAUUUUUAAAUUUUUUGUAAAUAAAUAGACAUCCUAUUUCAAAUUCCUAUUUCUUAAACGUUUCGUAGGGUCUAAGCCCCAGUUUAUUAGUACUAAGAAACAAUUCUAAAACUCAAUUAAUUGGGAUUUACAAGCAGUACUAGUAAAACAUUGUCAACAUGUCCUUAAGUGAAGCUGAGAAAACAUUUAUCCUGCAUGGAGUUUCUGAAAAUUUUAGAGUGGAUGGCAGAGAUAGGGAAGGAUACAGACCCAUGGAACUAGAAACUGAUAUCGUUCAACAUGCUUUUGGUUCAGCAAGACUACGACUGGCAAACACUGAUGUUUUGGUUGCAGUAAAAAUUGAAGUGGACACCCCUUUUCCUGAAAGGCCUUUUGAAGGCAAAAUUGAAUUUUUUGUAGAUUGUUCUGCCAAUGCCACACCUGAUUUUGAAGGCAAAGGGGGAGAAGACCUGGCAAUAGAGUUAGCCAACAUACUGGCAUCAUCCUAUGACUCCCGGGAAGCCCUAGAUUUGAGGAAAUUGUGCAUUUUAAAAGGAAGGAAGUGCUGGAAAUUGUAUGUGGAUAUAUUGAUUCUUGAGUGUGGUGGUAACCUUUUUGAUGCAGUAUCUUUGGCAGUAAAAGCUGCUCUAUUUAACACACAAGUACCAAAAAUAAAAAAUGUCAACAUAGACGGAGAUAAUGUGGAUAUAGAGGUGUCAGAUAAUAUCCAUGACUGUGAGAGUUUAGAUGUUUUAAAUGCACCAGUUUUGGUUACACUAUGUAAAAUAGGAGACCAUUGUAUAGUAGAUCCAAGUAUGUCAGAGGAGCAAUGUACUGUAGGUUCCACUGUGGUGGCAGUAUCAAAUGAUAGAUUCACUACAAUAUCAUCAAUUGGCAUUGGUUCUUUGCAUGAAGACACUCUGUUAGAUAGCUUAGAGUUAGGCAGGAAAGUUGCUUCGAGGCUAAAUGAUGCUCUUAUUGAUAGUCUCAAUAAUAUGAAGCAACAGCAAGAUGUGGGAUUUUUAAAAUGAUUAAAUUUAACCAAAGCAAUUAAAUAUAAAUUACUAAGCAAAAGAAAAUUUGUUGUUACUCUUCAAUAAUUGUAAGUAUAGGUAUCUUCCUACUUACGCUUUUUGUAAAGCUUUGUAGAUUGUGAAUAUGAUUACAAGCUUAACCAUACUAGGAUUUUUUAUAUAAAUUAAAAAAUUUUAAAAAUA
This is a messenger RNA of Anthonomus grandis grandis, 1212 nucleotides long. RefSeq names its product exosome complex component RRP42 (gene Rrp42). Gene Ontology annotation, cellular component: nuclear exosome (RNase complex); cytoplasmic exosome (RNase complex). Lineage: Eukaryota; Metazoa; Arthropoda; Insecta; Coleoptera; Curculionidae. Gene Ontology annotation, biological process: nuclear mRNA surveillance; TRAMP-dependent tRNA surveillance pathway; nuclear polyadenylation-dependent rRNA catabolic process. The transcript is spliced from 5 exons. Bases 175 to 1026 code for a protein of 283 amino acids. The record is from RefSeq and is a predicted model, not a curated record.